Molecule: messenger RNA, 1775 nt
Organism: Theobroma umbraticum
Lineage: Eukaryota; Viridiplantae; Streptophyta; Magnoliopsida; Malvales; Malvaceae
Gene: SHM1
Product: serine transhydroxymethyltransferase 1
Biological process (GO): tetrahydrofolate interconversion
Cellular component (GO): mitochondrion; cytoplasm
Molecular function (GO): glycine hydroxymethyltransferase activity; pyridoxal phosphate binding
Source: RefSeq, a predicted model, not a curated record
AUGGCGAUGGCAAUGGCGCUUCGACGACUCUCCUCUUCCAUUGACAAGCGUUUCCGUCCUUUGUACAAUGCCACCUCCCUUUAUUACAUGUCAUCUUUGCCAAAUGAAGCAGUGUACGAGAAGGAGAAAUCUGGUGUCACUUGGCCAAAGCAACUGAAUGCUCCACUUGAGGCCGUUGAUCCUGAAAUUGCUGACAUCAUCGAGCUUGAGAAAGCGCGCCAAUGGAAGGGACUUGAACUCAUUCCUUCGGAGAACUUCACUUCGGUGUCGGUGAUGCAAGCAGUUGGGUCUGUCAUGACCAACAAGUACAGUGAAGGGUAUCCGGGUGCAAGAUACUAUGGAGGGAAUGAAUACAUCGACAUGGCAGAGUCCUUAUGUCAGAAGCGUGCCCUGGAAGCAUUCCGGUUGGAUCCUGAAAAAUGGGGAGUGAAUGUGCAGCCCCUUUCUGGUUCUCCAGCCAAUUUUCAUGUUUACACUGCACUAUUAAAGCCCCAUGACAGAAUCAUGGCACUUGAUCUUCCUCAUGGUGGGCAUCUCUCUCAUGGUUAUCAGACGGACACCAAAAAGAUAUCUGCUGUGUCUAUAUUUUUUGAGACAAUGCCAUACAGAUUGAAAGAGAGCACUGGCUAUAUUGACUAUGACCAGUUGGAGAAGAGUGCAGCUCUUUUUAGGCCAAAAUUAAUAGUUGCUGGUGCUAGUGCUUAUGCACGUCUAUAUGAUUAUGCACGUAUUCGAAAGGUUUGUGACAAGCAAAAAGCAAUAUUGUUGGCAGACAUGGCACACAUUAGUGGUUUGGUUGCAGCUGGUGUCAUCCCUUCACCUUUUGAGUAUGCUGAUGUUGUAACCACCACAACUCACAAGUCACUUCGUGGGCCUCGUGGAGCCAUGAUUUUCUUCAGAAAGGGACUGAAAGAGAUUAACAAGCAAGGGAAAGAGAUUUUCUAUGAUUAUGAAGACAAAAUCAAUCAGGCUGUCUUUCCUGGACUUCAAGGUGGCCCGCACAACCACACAAUUACUGGUCUUGCAGUUGCACUGAAACAGGCAACUACUCCAGAGUAUAAGGCCUACCAAGAGCAAGUCCUCAGUAAUUGCUCAAAGUUCGCACAGACUCUGGCUGAGAAGGGAUACGAACUUGUUUCUGGUGGAACAGAAAACCAUCUAGUUUUGGUUAAUCUGAAGAACAAGGGUAUUGAUGGCUCCAGGGUUGAAAAGGUGUUGGAAGCAGUGCAUAUGGCAGCAAACAAAAACACUGUACCUGGAGAUGUGUCUGCUAUGGUUCCUGGUGGCAUCAGGAUGGGAACCCCUGCUCUUACGUCUAGAGGAUUUGUUGAGGGGGACUUUGUUAAAGUAGCAGAAUAUUUUGAUGCUGCUGUGAACUUGGCACUGAAAAUCAAGGCUGAAACAAAAGGGACAAAGUUGAAAGAUUUCGUGGCCACACUGGCUGCUCCUAACUUUCAAUCAGAGAUUGCAAAACUCCGCCACAACGUUGAGGAGUAUGCAAAGCAAUUCCCGACAAUUGGAUUUGAAAAGGGAACCAUGAAGUACAAGAACUGAGAAACCAACCUUGUCUGCAAGGUAUGCAUGUGCUAGUAUGAUUUUUCUACUGGUGGAGGUGAAUGAGGAACAACAUUUUACUUGCAGGCCAAUUGUAUAGAAUGUGAAUUAACAGCUUUUAUGGGUAUACAUGAGAAAACUUUGGUUUGAAUCUUCACUGAAUGUGUAUACAUACAUACUUAUAGACCCUUUGAAGCAAUAAACCUGCAUUGAGAUCAAAA